AUGUCCAAGGCAGCAGCAGCGGCGGCCCAGAAGCCGGCUCCCACCAUGCCCACCAACAAGGACGACAUUCAAGGCACCUGGGCCUUUCUGGAGUGGGGCGUGGAGCGUAUCAUGUACAGCCUCAGCGAGGGUGUCGAUCUCAAGACAUACAUGUCGCUCUACACCUCCAUCCAUAACUUCUGCACCGCGCAGAAGGCUGUCGGCACGGGCUCUCCUAACACGAGCAACCUGAACUCGAGCCAUCGCGGCGCUCAUCUUCUCGGAGAGGAUCUCUACCACCGAUUGAACGACUACCUGAAGAAGCAUCUGGAUCUGGUGAAGCAAGAGAUGGUUCAGCAUGCCGACGAGGCACUGCUCACAUUCUACAUCAAGGAGUGGAAGCGCUACACUCAGGCUGGCAUGUACAAUAACCAUCUAUUCCGCUACUUGAACCGCCACUGGGUGAAGCGAGAGAUGGACGAGGGAAAGAAGGACGUCUUCGACAUAUACACUCUUCAUCUGGUGCGGUGGAAGGAGGACAUGUUUGGCGAUGCUCAAAACGCUGUCAUGCAAGCCGUGUUGCGUCUUGUGGAGAAGCAGCGGAACGGUGAAACCAUUGAGCAGUCCAAGAUCAAGGAUGUGGUUCAGUCUUUCGUCUCUCUCGGUAUCGAUGAAGCGGACAGCACCAAGACCACUCUUGACGUCUACCGCGAACACUUCGAGAAGCCAUACUUGGAAGCUACUGCUAGGUACUAUACCAACGAAUCGCAGCAAUUCCUUGCGGAGAACUCGGUCGUCGACUACAUGAAGAAGGCCGAGAAGCGUCUGGACGAGGAGCGAGAGCGUGUACCUCUUUAUCUUCUUCCAGAGAUCAUGCAACCACUCAUGAAGACUUGCGAGGGUGUUCUUAUCGCCGCACAUGCCACUGUGCUUCGAGACGAGUUCCAAGUGCUUCUUGACAACGAUCGCGAAGACGACAUGGCUCGCAUGUACAAGCUCCUUGCGCGUAUUCCGGAAGGCCUUGACCCUCUUCGUACCCGUUUCGAGAACCAUGUCCGUCAAGCUGGCCUGCUCGCAGUUGAGAAAGUGGCAGACCAAGGCGAGAGCCUUGAACCAAAGGCAUACAUCGACGCACUUCUGGAGGUGCACACUCAGUACGCAGCGCUGGUCCAGAACGCAUUCAUCGGCGAGUCGGAAUUCGUUCGCUCGCUUGACAACGCAUGUCGCGAGUACGUCAAUCGCAACAAGGUCUGCGCCAAGAACUCGAAUAGGAGCCCUGAGGUCCUAGCCAAGCAUGCGGACAACGUUCUCAAGCGAUCCACCAAAGCAACCGAGGAAGACGACAUGGAGAAGUUGCUCGACCAGAUCAUGACGAUCUUCAAGUACAUUGAGGACAAGGACGUGUUUCAGAAAUUCUACUCACGCCACUUGGCCAAGCGUCUGGUCAACGGCACAUCUGCCAGCGGCGACGCGGAGACAUCCAUGAUCUCCAAGCUGAAGGACGCAUCUGGAUUCGAAUACACCAACAAGCUCCAGCGCAUGUUCCAGGAUAUGCAAACCUCGAAGGAUCUCAACGCUGCCUACGAGGAGUGGUGCGCGCAGAACAUCGACAAGGAGGACCGCAAGGAUCACAUCGACGCCACUUAUCAAAUCCUUGGCACAGGCUCUUGGCCUCUGCAGUCACCACCAACGACUUUCGCACCUCCUACGGCGAUUGUCAAGACAUACGAGCGCUUUGCCAACUUCUACAACAACAAGCAUGGUGGCCGCAAGCUCACUUGGCUGUGGCAUCUGUGCAAGGGAGAGAUCCGUGCAAACUUCAUCAAGAUGAACAAGGUUCCGUACACCUUCCAGGUCUCCACCUACCAGAUUGCCAUUCUUCUCCUCUUCAACGACAACGAGACAGUCACUUACGAGACUAUUGCUGCGGAGACUGCUCUUGCUAAGGAGACCCUUGAUCCAUCCAUCGCAAUCAUGCUCAAGGCGAAGCUGCUGACCGCCAGCCCUGAGAACACCACCGCUCCUGGCACUGUCUACUCCAUCAACCUAGGCUUCAAGAACAAGAAGGUCAAGGUCAACCUCAACAUCGCCAUCAAGUCUGAGACGAAGCAGGAGACCGAGGACACGCACAAGACGAUCGAAGAGGAUAGAAAGAUGCUCAUGCAGUCCGCGAUUGUGCGCAUCAUGAAGUCGCGGAAGCAGAUGAAGCACAGCCAGCUGGUCUCUGAGACCAUUGGCCAGAUCAAGAACCGCUUCUCGCCCAAGGUGGGUGAUAUCAAGAAGUGCAUCGACAUCUUGAUCGAGAAGGAGUACCUUGAGCGCCUGGAGGGCGAUGACUUGGGCUACCUGGCCUAG
Molecule: messenger RNA, 2334 nt
Organism: Lecanosticta acicola
Lineage: Eukaryota; Fungi; Ascomycota; Dothideomycetes; Mycosphaerellales; Mycosphaerellaceae
Source: the annotation of a GenBank genome assembly